Molecule: messenger RNA, 4647 nt
Organism: Linum tenue
Lineage: Eukaryota; Viridiplantae; Streptophyta; Magnoliopsida; Malpighiales; Linaceae
Source: the annotation of a GenBank genome assembly
CUAAUUCCUAGUCCGCCCUUCUUUCUAAUCGCAUCGACCGGCAGCAGACUGAAUUCAGCGCACGGGGAUCGCCGGAGUCGUCGGGCGCGCAUUCGACUAGUCAGGCUGCUUCAGUCCCCCAACUCCAACUCGCUCCGCGACUCGGUCGAAAACCUCCCGUUUCGCUCGCUCGCCUCUCGGACUUCUCAGCUCAUCCCUUCUCGCUUGUACUACUGUGAAAGGAAAGCCGCCCGUCUAUGAGCGAUGGAUCAGAGCCAGCGGUCGUUAACCACCACAGCAACAGCUUCUCGGGGCUACCAGUUUCAUCCAGCUCGAGCUGCCAUCGUCGACCUCUUCAAUCUCUACUUAGGAAGAAAUAAUCGCCAAAAGCCUGACGAUUCAAUUCGUGAUCCGCCGAACAGGGCACAGAAGCGUAUUCAUGCUCUUAAUAGAGAUUUGCCGCCACGAAAUGAGCAGUUCCUUAUAGAUUUUGAGCAGCUCCGCCUCCAGUUUCCUGAUCAAGACCAAUUGCGUGCAGUCACCGAAUCUGUACUUGUAUCUCUGGUUGUUCAGUGUAGUAAUCACGCCCCACGAGCCGAGUUUCUUUUGUUUGCUUCACGAAGCCUUUCCAGCAUUGGCUACAUAAACUGGGACAGCUUCUUGCCAUGUCUUCUUUCUUCGGUGUCUUCUGCAGAAAUGACAGUCGCCCAGUCUGGUCAAGCACUGCCUGCCAAUUCAUCUACAGAUGUUUCAGGCAAUGGGCAACAAUCUAAUACUAGGGCCAGCUCAUCUUCGAGGGAUAAUGCUUUAAGCAGUUUGCGGCAACUUGGUUGCAAGAUAGUUCUAAUUGGUCUAGGGUUUAAUUUGAAGCCAGUGACCCACAUUGAUGUCUUCUGCCAUAUGUUGAAUUGGUUGGUGAACUGGGAUCAGAAGCAGCAUGGUGCCGAUGAAUCUGAUGGCAGGAAAACUUGGAGGCCUGACAAGACUCUUGUUGAAUGGCUGCAUAGUUGUCUAGAUGUGGUCUGGUUAUUGGUUGAUGAGGAUAAAUGUCGCGUUCCAUUUUAUGAGUUGCUGCGAAGUGGUGUGCAGUUUAUAGAAAACAUACCAGAUGAUGAAGCCUUGUUUACGCUCAUCCUAGAGAUCCAUAGGAGACGAGAUAUGAUGGCGAUGCACAUGCAAAUGUUAGAUCAACACCUUCAUUGCCCUUCAUUUGGUACUCAUCGGUUUCUCUCUCAGACAACUACCAAUCUUCAAGUUGAAGUGGUUGCAAACCUGCGUUAUUCCCCAAUCACAUACCCUAGUGUACUUGGAGAGCCGCUGCAUGGAGAGGAUUUAGCAAAUUCUAUUCAGAAGGGAAGCUUGGACUGGGAAAGAGCUUUGCGAUGUAUCAGACAUGCUCUUCGUGCUACUCCAUCUCCAGACUGGUGGAAGCGUGUUCUCCUUGUGGCUCCCAGCUAUAGGAAUCCUGCUCAGAUGCCAACUCCUGGUGCUGUAUUCACUUCUAGUAUGAUUUGUGAGGCCACUAUUGAUCGCAUAGUUGAACUAUUGAAGUUGACAAACUCAGAAAUAAGUUGCUGGCAGGAGUGGCUUGUCUUCUCUGAUAUUUUCUUUUUCCUCGUCAAAAGUGGAUGUAUUGAUUUUGUUGAUUUUGUCGACAAGCUUGUCUCACGACUCACAGGGGGUGAUCAGAAUUUUCUGCGAACCAAUCAUGUUACUUGGCUGCUUGCACAAGUUAUUAAGACUGAGCUUGUGAUGAACGCUUUAAAAUCAGAUCCUAGAAAGGUAGAGACUAUCAGGAAGAUUAUAUCCUUCCACAGGGAGGACCGGAGUUCGGAUCCCAAUAAUCCUCAGAGCAUUCUUCUUGAUUUUAUAAGCAGUUGUCAGAACUUGCGUAUUUGGUCAUUGAACACAUCAACAAGGGAAUAUUUGAAUAAUGAACAGCUUCACAAAGGAAAGCAAAUAGAUGAAUGGUGGACGCAAGUGGGCAAAGGGGAUCGCAUGUUGGAUUACAUGAAUAUGGAUGAUAGAUCAAUUGGAAUGUUUUGGGUUUUUUCAUUCACAAUGGCACAGCCUGCUAGUGAAGCAGUGGUAAACUGGUUAUCAUCAGCUGGAGUUUCUGAGUUAUUGCAAGGAACAAAUAUACAGUCCAAUGAAAGAGUAAUGGUGUUGCGAGAAGUAAGCCCAGUGCCCAUGUCAUUAUUGUCGGGGCUUUCGAUGAAUCUAUGCUUGAAAUUGGUCCAACAGUUAGAAGAUUCUUUGUUUGCCGGGCAGGUUGUUCCGAGUGUUGCUAUGGUUGAAACAUAUUGCCGGUUGCUCCUCAUUGCACCUCACUCGUUGUUUCGGUCACACUUCACGUGGUGCAGCCCUAUUCGCGAUUUCAUUAGGAUAUCCAUUAAAAGAGCUUCUGUUCUGUCUCUCCACAGCAUUUGGCCCAGAGGUAUCCAGCUUUGUGGAGCAAGCCGGGGGUAACUCUUCUGGUGCUCGAAAUUGUAAACUAUAGGUUACUUCCUCUAUACAGUUUGUAGGUACGGAGGGAAGAACAAAACCUUGAUGUAUGAUGUCACCAAAAUUGUUGCUACUCUAAAAGGGAAACGUGGAGAUCAUCGAAUAUUCAGGCUGGCUGAAAAUGUGUGCAUGAAUCUAAUUUUAUCCUUGAGGGAUUUUUUCAACGUCAAACGAGAAGGGAAGGGUCCAACAGAGUUUACGGAAACUCUGAACCGUAUUACCAUAAUUACUCUUGCAAUCAUCAUAAAGACCCGUGGAAUUGCUGAUGCUGAUCAUUUGCUUUAUCUUCAAAGCAUGUUGGAACAGGUAAUGGCAACCAGCCAGCAUACAUGGUCAGAGAAGACACUGUGCUAUUUCCCUCCUCUUCUUCGGGAUGCUUUAAUAGGUAGAAUGGAUAAGCGGGGUUUGGCUAUUCAGGCAUGGCAACAGGCAGAAACUACUGUAAUAAACCAGUGUACACAGCUUCUCUCACCAUCUGCCGAUCCUACAUAUGUCAUGACUUACAUCAAUCACAGUUUUCCUCAGCAUCGACAAUAUCUUUGUGCUGGUGCAUGGGUUCUCAUGCAGGGGCACCCUGAAAGCAUUAACGGUGGACAUCUGGCACGUGUUUUGCGAGAAUUCUCACCUGAAGAAGUGACAGACAAUAUAUAUACAAUGGUCGAUGUCCUCCUUCACCACAUUCAUAUGGAACUUCAACAUGGACAUUCUUUACAGGACCUUCUGAUGAAGACUUGUACAAACCUUGCAUUUUUUGUUUGGACAAAUGAGCUGCUUCCAUUGGAUAUUUUGCUUCUGGCGUUGAUUGACAGAGAUGAUGAUCCUCAUGCUUUGCGCAUUGUGAUUAGUUUACUUGAUAGACAAGAGCUUCAACAAAGAGUGAAACUCUUCUGUCUGAAUCGUGGACCUCCUGAACAUUGGCUUUACUCUGGCAUUUUCAAGCGCCUGGAGUUGCAUAAGGCUCUUGGAAUUCAUCUUUCUUGGAAAGACAGGAAUCCUACAUUCUUUGACGAUAUUGCAGCCCGGUUGCUGCCAGUAAUUCCUUUGAUUGUCUAUAGGCUUAUUGAGAAUGAUGCUAUAGACCCUGCAGACAGAGUCCUUGCGAUGUAUUCUCCAUUUCUAGCUUAUCACCCAUUCAGAUUCACUUUUGUGCGUGACAUACUUGCAUAUUUCUAUGGUCAUCUUCCUGGAAAGAUCAUUGUGCGUAUAUUAAAUGUGCUAGACCUUAGCAAGAUCCCAUUUUCUGAAUCAUUCCCACAGCACAUUAGUUCGUCAAACCCUGUUAUGAGCCCACCACCCGAGUAUUUUGCAACUCUUCUGUUGGGAUUGGUAAACAAUGUGAUACCUCCUUUACAUAUCAACUCAAAGUAUGGGUCUGUUGGGGAAUGCCUUAAUGUUUCUGGGCGCACCUCACAUAACAAGACUCCAGGAACAUCUCAACCGAGUGCAAACAGUUCUGAGGGACAGAAGGCAUUUUACCAAAUUCAGGAUCCUGGAACACAUACGCAGCUGGUUCUUGAAACUGCAGUGAUAGAGCUGCUUUCUCUUCCAGUGUCCACAUCCCAAAUUGUUUCAAGUCUAGUUCAAGUUGUGGUAAAUAUACAGCCAACCUUAAUCCAGUCCAGUAAUGGUGGCUUUCAUGGAACUCCAAAUAGUGUUGGGCAAGGAUCUGGUUUGCCGACAUCUCCUUCUGGGGGAAGCACUGAUUCCUUGGGUUCAAGCAGAUCAGCACCUUCAGGUGCAGGGAUCAGUGCGUCUAAUUUUGUUUCUCGGAGUGGCUAUACUUGCCAGCAACUUUCUUGCCUUAUGAUACAAGCAUGUGGUCUCCUACUGGCUCAGCUGCCUCCUGAUUUCCAUAUGCAACUCUAUGUUGAGGCAUCGCGUAUUGUGAAGGAAACAUGGUGGCUUAGUGAUGACAAAAGGCCCAUUGGGGAACUAGAUUCUGCAGUUGGCUAUGCUUUACUUGAUCCAACUUGGGCUGCUCAAGACAACACCUCCACUGCCAUUGGUAAGCACAAGUUUUUCUUUAUUUUCUAUAGGUUCCAUCUUAAAUCUUGUCUGGCUUGGUAGCAGUUUCUAUUAGUAUAUCUACCCUACAUUCUAACAGGUAUCUGUUGGCUGAUUUAGCAAGCAAAUUGACUAGUGGCUAUUUAACUUCUUCAACUA